AUGGGGAAGAGCUAUGAUAAAUCUGGUGGAGGCGUUGCAGGGAAAGUCUGGGACUUUUGCUGGUCAGGCCCAUUCCGCGGGUUCUAUGCCGGUGGUGGGAGAGGUUAUGAUAUGAACACUCCCACCGUGAAUGCCACUUUCACACCGUCUCUUGACCAAAGCGCUUGGGAGAAAUUAAGUCAGUUCGAUGGAUCAUUGCAACAAACCCGUUUCAAACCCAACGACCCUAUUGCUACUCCACAGCAGCCAGAGAACGACUGGGUACUGGUGAAAAAUCAAAAAGAUUUCGGCGCGAGCAGCCCGUCUUAUCUGCCCCGUAGGGUUGUCCGGCGAAAUGGCAUCACGCACCCUAGCGGACCACGAAGACCAGCUGCCAGAGUAACACCGAAAAGGCCCAGCUUGAUCCCCGUGAGAUCCUCCUCUUCACUGUCUCAUCAACAAGCGUCCCCUCAACAUCUUUCCACCAGUUCUCCCGUCAGUAGCAACCUCCCAAGGACACCAAAAGAGAGCCCGUUGGCUCUCGAUGCCCAAAGAUACGCUGCAAAGAUACGCCGCAGAGAAAAAGAAGAAGAUGCAAGCAUUCGUCGACUCAACCAACAGCUAAAAGCCAUGAUUCGGGAAGGAAAGGAGGCGCUAGGGACGAAAAUCGAGAUUGACGAAGCCAUGGAUGUGGAUGACUUUUAA
Molecule: messenger RNA, 684 nt
Organism: Uncinocarpus reesii 1704
Lineage: Eukaryota; Fungi; Ascomycota; Eurotiomycetes; Onygenales; Onygenaceae
Exons: 1
Coding region: 1-684 (227 amino acids)
Source: RefSeq, a predicted model, not a curated record